Molecule: messenger RNA, 5952 nt
Organism: Mugil cephalus (flathead mullet)
Lineage: Eukaryota; Metazoa; Chordata; Actinopteri; Mugiliformes; Mugilidae
Gene: sgip1b
Product: SH3GL interacting endocytic adaptor 1b
Exons: 25
Cellular component (GO): cytoplasm; plasma membrane
Source: RefSeq, a predicted model, not a curated record
UCCCAGUCUUUCUCUGCCUCUCUCUGCCCCUCUAUCUCUCUGUAGAGCUCUGUUUUUUUUUCUCCUCCUCUGCCUUUCCUCAGCAUCCCCCCUCUCAGAGAUGGCGUGUGUCGGUGCUGCUGGGGCGUCUGGGGCCUAACGCGCAGAGGAGAGGACGCCCCCCCCCCCUUCCUCCCCACCCCCGAUUUGCAGCAUUUUGCUCGGGUGUCUCUUCUCGCCGUCUCCUCCGCCGCCCCUGCCGCCUUUCGGGCCGUUCCUCCACCCCACCUUCUCCCCGUGCGGGUGUCUGGGAGUCGGGCCCUCGGGGGGGUGGAGGAAAUCAACAUCGUGCCUCGCUGGGGAGCUGUGCACAAUUAGCUAUGCCCUGCCCAGGCAUCUUUUGACCGGCCGGAUCUCUCCAAUUCUGUCCGCCUGCACACCAGAGGGCAACGUAGGAUGAAAAUCUGCAAUCAUGAUGCAAGGACUGAAAAAACGAACCAGGAAAGCCCUGGGUUUGCGAAAGAAAGACAAGGAGACGGACACAACGAGCUCACCUGACAAAGAAGGAACUGGAAAUGGGAAAAAAGGAAAUAAAAAGGCCAACGGGGCUCCCAAUGGUUUCUACGGGGAGAUUGACUGGGACAGAUACGCCUCUCCCGACGUUGACGAGGAGGGCUUCAGCCUCCGUCCCGGCGAGGAGGGCGAUGCAGCGUCCAGGGAGAAACAGUUCUUCUCCUCCAGCGACUCCGACGACGACGAGGACAACAAGAAAAAGUUCAAAAUCAAGAUCAAGCCUCUGCCGUCGGACAGCGCCAGGUGUGUCCCCCCAUCUAUGGACGAGCUCAAAGCCUCAGUGGGAGGCCUGGCACUCUCUCCGUCUCUGAGGAGAAGUCCGAGACGCAGUCCGGGGCAGAUAAAAAGGAAUUUGUCCUGUGAGGAGAUCGCUCGGCCCCGACGCUCCACCCCGACACCAAGCCCUGCCCCUGACACACCCAGUGACAGGCUGUCGCAGAACGUCCCUGCCUUCUUUUGUCUACCUUCAGAGAACAAAUAUGCCAGAUAUGAUGUGGUACCUGCUGAUGCGUGGGGAGAAUCGAGGCCACAGUCAGAAUCACAGUCAAAUGAGUCCAGAUAUACUUAAUCUCCUCCUCCGCUUCCUCCAAAAAACAUUCCAUCAAGAAGUCAUUACGGCUACCCUUCAGACUCUGCAGCCGAUCUACCCAACGGGAGGGCGGCUCGCAGGUCGGCCCCCAUCUACCUGAACGUCCUCUCGCCCGCCGCGUACCGAGGUUCCCCGGCCCCCGAGCUGGACGACGUGUUCGGCCCCAGCGAGGACACAGUGUCUCCCAGAUGGGUCACUUUCACUGACGACAGACCCCCGCCGCCUGACGAACCCGCUCCCCCUCCACCUCCUGAUUCCCCUCCUCCCGACACGCCCUCGUCCACCCCCUCUACCCCCGGCCUUUCUCCCGGGCCUCCGCCGAACGAACCCCCGCCUUCACCUCCGCCGCCGUUUUCCCCCGGGUCUCCUCCUCCCUUCACGCCACCGGACUCACCCCCUUCCAUCCUGCUCGGUCCUCCUCCCCCGGAUGAACCCGCGCCUCCCCUGCCCCCUGACUUCUCCCCUUCUAGCUCCCCCCCUGUAUGCCUCGAAGAGGAGGGAAUCGACGAGGAGGUGCUGCAGUUUGCAGAGUACUGUUCCUCUCCCGCCCCCAUGAGCCCCGUACCUCCUCUGCCAGCGGAGCGGAGGUCCCCUCGGACAGGAGUAACGUCUCCCCUGGUCCUGGGUGGUUUGGGGGGAAAGAGGACUCCAGAGGGUGCUUUCCUGAGAGACGAUAUACAAGACUUUGUGGGCUCUCCCAGGGAGCUGACUCCGAGCUUCAGGGGCACGCCACCUCCGCUUCCACCCACCACCUACAGGACAAUUAUGUCUUCCCCAGGGCCCUAUUCAGGCAGCAGCCCCUCGUCUCCAGCCCGUCCUGCCACGCCUCAGUCCCGGGGCAGCCCCGUUCCUCCGCCUCCUCCUCCUCGGCCGUCCUCGAGACCAAAGCUGCCCCCGGGGAAGCCGGUCACCGACCUGACUCGGCCGUUCAGUCCGCCGGUUUCAGGAAGCCCCCCACCUUUUGCCCCCUUGGCCCGGGCAGAGAGCUCUUCCUCCAUCUCGUCCAUUACCUCGCAGAGUGCGGCGUCCACUCCAACCUUAGGAAGGGAUCUUAACUUGUCCGCCACAGAGGCCUCACAGCCUCUGGUGUGGUUUGACCACGGCAGGUUUUAUUUAGCUUUUGAAGGAUGCUCCAGAGGACCCAGUCCACUUACCAUGGGGCCCCAGGACACUCUUCCAGUGGCAGCUGCCUUCACAGAAACCAUCAAUGCCUACUUCAAAGGCGCUGACCCCAGCAAGUGUGUUGUGAAGAUCACGGGGGAGAUGGUGCUGUCCUUCCCUGCGGGCAUCACCAGGCAUUUUGCCAGCCACCCAACUCAACCCAUCCUCACCUUUAGCAUCAGCAACUACAGCCGACUGGAGCAGGUCCUCCCCAAUCCACAGCUGCUGUGCUGUGAUAUAACAGACAGUGUGGACACCAAGGAGUUUUGGGUAAACAUGCCAAACCUGAUGAGCCAUCUGAAGAAAGUGGCCGAACAGAAGCCUCAGGCGACGUACUACAACGUGGAUAUGAUCAAAUAUCAGGUGUCAGCAGAGGGCAUCCAGUCCACUCCUCUGAACCUGGCUGUGAGUUGGCGAGGCGACGCCACCAACACGGACCUAAGAAUAGACUACAAAUACAACACAGAGGCCAUGGCCGCCCCGGUGCCGCUUUACAACAUCAACUUCCUGGUUCCUGUUGAUGGAGGCAUAGCCAAAAUACAGGCCAUGAUCCCUCCGGCCACCUGGAAUCCAGAGCAACACACAAUACAAUGGAAAAUACCAAGUCUUUCUCAUAGAUCUGAAAAUGGAGGAGUAGGGGCUCUCCUGGGCCGGUUCCAGAUGUUAGAAGGUCCCUGUAAACCCUCCCAGCUGGCGGUUCAGUUCACCAGCGAGGGAAGCACUCUGUCGGGGUGCGACAUCCAGCUCGUUGGGACCGGCUACCGGCUAUCGUUGGUCAAGAAGAGAUUUGCUGCAGGGAAAUAUUUGGCGGAUAAUUAGUGGACCUGUGACAUCAGUGGCUUUUGACUGUGAAGACGAUGGAUCCAUCCCAUGUUUAGUGCAUUGGAAAAUUCCUUGUUAGCAACCAUUGGAGUCAUGGGUUGAGAUUUCAUGAAGUAGGAUAUCUGACUUUCAAACCCCAGACGGACUGCUGCUGAGUUUAUGCAAGUAAAUACAAAUCAUUAGUUUUGUGCACUUGGAACACUUGUGAGCUUACAUGGAGUAAAAUAUAGGGGAACCUUCAUUCUUUGUUCUUGUUGACUUUGUGGGUUUCAGACAGUGAUCCAGCCUUAUUCAUUUCAGCUCCUUUCGGUUGUCACUGCAAAUGCACUGUAAAAGGUAAUGUGAAUAGAUUAUUGUAAUAUUAAAACAAUCUUAAACCAGGUGGAAAAGAAUGGAAAAUGGGGGGAAAGUGUAGUAUAGGUUUGCAUUACACGCUAACAUCUGAUUUCCGUUGCCAUCCCGAUUCAGGCUUUAAUUUCCACCACACGUGACCGUCUUUAUUGUUGCCUAAGCAGAAUUUAUUCUUCUGCUUGGACAGCUUUGAAAAGGACACAUCCCGAUCUUUCAGCCUCGUGAUUAAAGGUGACUGGUCAGUUGAAAAUGAACUGGGUGAACAUCAGCACUUUGAAUCUGAAGGUGCUUUUCAUAUAUGGAAUUAUGUUUGUGCCUCAGUCCUGAUCCAGAUGCAGAUUUAGAUUUCUGAAGCGGCAUAAAAUAAUAAAAUAAUAAUAAAUAAUAAGAUAUUAUCACAAAAAGGAGGAGAUGAUUUGAGCUCUUCAUAAAUAAAACCGACUCCAGGUGGAUGGUUGCCUCUGCUGGAUGUGCUGAUAGAGGCAACUGUUUCCACACAAGAUGAUAAACCCAAACCCAAAAUGUGAUUAUUUACAAUGUAUUGACCUCAAGGGGUCAACAAAAACCUGCUGUUUUAAGUUUAACUAGCAAUUCUAAUUAUGAAGUUAGCCUAAUUGGUUAAACAUUAGACAGCUGGCGAACAAAGUUUCAAAAAAGGUUUACGACAUUAACUGUGGAACCGAACCUGUAUCAGUAUUCAUGUGAGUUAAAUUUAUACUGGCAUUGCAACAUCACCAUUUAUACUGACAUCUCUGGCUAAGAGUGUAACACAGAUUAUUACUGAGCUCCUGAUGUGGCUAACAUUAGCAUAUAUAGUCGAUUGUUUAGCACAAAACUAAACAGGUGAAUAAUUCUUUGUCAAAGUGCUACACCUGUGCUCAGGACUGAAACAGAUGCAUAAUGCCGUACUAACACCUGCAGCCUUUAACACUACUACUACUACUACUACUACUACUACUGGUGACAUUUUGCCAUUAAUGAGUUGGCCGAGAGCUGAUACUGGCAGUGAAUCAGUCAUAGCAGAUUGACCAGGUGGAAUACAAAAGCAUUACCUUACCACUAUGGGCAAGUGCAAUGUUUGGAUACAUCAAAGUUCUCACAUUACAGGACUUGGGUGGUUUGAGUAGGGGGUGAUAUUUGCAUUAAUUUGCAGAUUUAAAUGUGAGACUUGACAGAAGAAGCUGCUACUAAACUGGGGAAGGCUAGUGUAAUUUAUUGAGAAACGAUAUUUGAAAGGCCCUGUAACAGACGUAACAGAACCAGACGUGAGAGUGCCAUACGUUGAUGAUGGAGUAAACAUUGAAGGACCUGGGCCGACGAUUGUAGGAGUUGCCUUUGAUGCUGCUUAAAAAACCUGGCCGAUUCCUUUGAGCGUAAUUUCUGAGGAGGAUUACUGGGGACAUCACAGGGAAACGAAGAAGAAGAAAAAAAAGUGUCCACCAAGAAGACACCACUAUCUACUGUGUGUCCCCGUUCGAUUUUCUUCCUUUUCCACCACGUUGAAUAAAUGUUUUAUCAUUUUCUAAUAGCAAUAUUUAAAAACCUGAAGUGUAAAAAGUGUACAUAAAAAGCUAUGUUUCGAAUAUUUCUCUGGGCAUACGGACGUGUCUGUGACUGUCUCUUGGUUUAUUGAUGUCAGCACUCAUGCAUUUGGUUCUGUGUAACGACUCAACUCCACACUCUUCAUCUAUAGUGUUUUACAUGCAGGUUUCCUAUACGAAAAAAAAACAAAGUGUUACUGUUGAUGGAUAACUCCAAACGGUGCCGCAUGAAGUCUGCAUUUGUCCAUCACCAGUCUUCCCAACGCAAUACCAGUAUGUCCAUUUUCAACAAGGUCAUGAUGCGUGUGUUAUGGUGUAUUAGUACUACGAGAGGAGACUUUUUCGCCUUCACGUGAGCCUCCCCACCCUGUUUUUCUUGUUGAUGCACCUUUCGGGAACUCAUUGUCAAUAAAUCUGGCAUGUUUUCAUUGGUAUAGUCAUUCCACGCAUCUACUAUCGGUGUUUGACAUCCUCCUGUGUUUGACUUGCACACUAAACACACGUUCAGUUGUAUCCAUGAAACGGUCAUCGCUUACUGCCACAUGUAACGUGUUCAUACGUGUUUGACGUCACAUUUUAUAGAAUGUUUUAAUGUGUUGACUCACAGUUUCGGGCCUGAGUGUAACAUUUCCGUUAGUUUUCUGAGAAAAUGAAACAUUCGUUUGAGUACGAUUUUUCUUUCUGUUUAUAUUUCUGCUUACAUUUUUCUUUGCCUUACUUUGGAGCAGUAUAUUUGGAGGUUUUCUGUAAGGUUUUUUUUUCUACAACUUCUUGGCUGUUUCUUUUUUUUUUUUCUUUUUUUUCACUGCAUUAGAAUCAGAAUAUGCAAACAUUUCAUGUAAAUUUCCCAUCCAAAGAUUUUAAAAGUAAAUAUAUGAAAAAAUUCAAUAUAAUGUAAUACCUGUUUUACUUGGUAAUAAAGAAAAGGAAAUAUGA